Molecule: messenger RNA, 1093 nt
Organism: Amyelois transitella
Lineage: Eukaryota; Metazoa; Arthropoda; Insecta; Lepidoptera; Pyralidae
Gene: mRpL43
Product: large ribosomal subunit protein mL43
Exons: 3
Coding region: 87-644 (185 amino acids)
Biological process (GO): mitochondrial translation
Cellular component (GO): mitochondrial large ribosomal subunit
Molecular function (GO): structural constituent of ribosome
Source: RefSeq, a predicted model, not a curated record
AAAUACAAAUUCUAACCUAAAAAAUUUGCUAAGAAAUAAUGUAUGAUAGAAAUUAAAAAAUCUUCCGAGAUUAUAGAAUUUUAAAUAUGUCUAAUAGCAAUAUAUUCAUGAAAUCCGGCUUCGUCCGGGCGCCUUUACAAAAUGGAGUCGGUCGUUACGUUUGUCAGCUUCAAAGAAUAGUUCUCAAAUUCUGCAAAACUCAUGGAGGAAGCAGAGGCAUCAGAGAUUUCAUUGAACAAGAUAUGGUGGAGUUUGCCAAGCAGAACCCCGGGGUAGUGAUGUAUCUCAAACCGCGCCGUCACCGCAGUCCUAUAGUUGUGGCCGAGUAUUUGAACGGUGACCGCGUAUGGAUGAGCAUGCACAACAAAACCCACUCCGAAAUCACCAAAUGGAUCGAGACAUUGAGGACGCAACAAGGGGACAUUUCAGCCACACGUCUCCGGAAAUACCAAUAUACGGACCAUCCGUCCAUUCAAGGACCCUGGACGCCGUGGACGUUCAAGAAACCUGAGCUGAACACCGCAGAGUUUCCUAGCGAGAAGUUUGGAAGAAAUGACAGGCUUCCGUUAUCCGCUACGGAGCAAUUGAGGAUCAUGUUUGAAAAGCAGAAACUGAGUGAGAAAGAGAUACCUACGGCUGAAUAGAUUAGACUGAGUAGUGAUAUGGAGUAUCUAGGAUUAUCAGUUUCUUUAGAACUAGUGACCUGCCCCGGUUUCGCACUUUUAGCAUUUAUACAUAUAAACUUCAAUUUUAAAUCAGCCUGUCUAUUAAAAAAAUUGCAUCAAAUUUGGUCAUGUAGUUUUAGCAUGCACAUACUGAGAGGCAAACGCAAAAAAAGCAACUUUGCUUUAUGCUAUGAAGUGAAGACCUGACGAAGAAGAUUUGACUUUACGUACACCUUACACUUGAAGAUACUCUUUGUAUGGGCCAUCUGUCUCUAUAAAGAAGUUAAAGUAAUGGUUAUAACAUAUUAAAAAUGGAAAUAAACCAAAUCUCAACAAAAAUUCUGACCAGUGAUAAUAACAGCCUCUGGUCUAUAGUUUUGUAAGUUUGUAGAUAGUUAUGUAUAAAAUAAAAAGCAUAAAGAAUAAAA